Molecule: messenger RNA, 1029 nt
Organism: Ictalurus furcatus (blue catfish)
Lineage: Eukaryota; Metazoa; Chordata; Actinopteri; Siluriformes; Ictaluridae
Product: C-type lectin domain family 4 member A-like
Exons: 7
Coding region: 177-893 (238 amino acids)
Source: RefSeq, a predicted model, not a curated record
GGGUCUGAAGUUUGAAGAUGUUUGGUGGGAUGUGUGCAUGCACACAGGAGCACGUGGAAAAUAACUUGAACAAGAUGAUGCAAUUCGACAGAAACGGAAGUGAUGAGUGUGUAUAACAAGCCCUCUCCACUACCAGUGCCUUUUGCUAUCUCUUUGUUGUCUCUUUACUGUGGACCAUGAAGCAGAAUGAACGCACCUAUGGCAACAUUACUCCAACGUCUAUGAGAGAUGAGGGUCCAGGAAGUGAAAGAAGAUGUGGUUAUUCUCUUGUGAUCUCGCUCUCUGUUCUCCUCUUCCUUUCUCUGAUGGCCAAUGCUCUUCUGACCUAUUUUUAUAUUAAACUCAGCUGGGCCUCAGACACUUUGUCUGAGCAGGCCAGGAAUUACUCAGCUGGAGGUAUGUUGAAGAUGACUCCAAUAGUAAUGUCUAUUACUACUUCUAUCAGCCCUAAUCGUAAAAUCAAGCAUGUAACAGCCUCACUUGAGCAGGUCAGAAGGUGCUCACUUGGGGAGCGUCAAAUACAGUACAAAGACAGGCUCUACGUUUUUCCUACAGAUGAAAUGAGCUGGAUUUCCAGUAGAGAGAAUUGUCAGGAAUUAGGAGGAGACCUGGUGAUCAUCAACAGUAAAGAAGAACAUAAGUUCCUUGUCGGUGCAAUGAACACAUUUAGCAAUUCGCUGCACUGGAUUGGUCUGAGAAAUGCUGAAAAGCAUCACUGGUGGCUAUGGGUAGAUAAAACACCUCUUAUGCAAAAUCUCUCGUGGUGGAGGAACACUCCAGAGCACAGCGCAUCAGAGAGAGAAGAGUGUGUGGGUUAUUACGAUGGGCAAUGGGUGGAUCUGUCCUGUUCAACAUCAGAAAGGAGGAUCUGUGAGAUCAUUUGCAUUCACUGAACUCCCUACGACUCCUGAUACAAAGUUCACAAAAACCUUUGUUUUUCACUGUCCUUUUUUUAACCAGGCAUGAUGUUAUUUGAACUGUCAUGAAAUGUAUAUAUUUACCUGAAUCUGUGUGUGUGUGUGUGUGUGU